Molecule: messenger RNA, 805 nt
Organism: Cantharellus anzutake
Lineage: Eukaryota; Fungi; Basidiomycota; Agaricomycetes; Cantharellales; Hydnaceae
Exons: 3
Coding region: 121-789 (222 amino acids)
Source: RefSeq, a predicted model, not a curated record
UUGAGCAUAGUAAGUGUCAUAAUUGCCUCUCCGCAAGUCAAAGAUUCGGAAUCUCAAGCGGAUAAAAAACCAGUCCCACAUAACCACUUGUUUCGAUAUCCCCAUCCAGCCAGAACUCAAAUGCGUACACCCCCAUCCCUCACAACUCUCCCGGUUGAGCUCCAGAGGCUCAUCUGCGAAACUGUGCUCGACCGCCCAACUCUCAGGACGUUGAACGUCACCAGUCAACACUUUUGCAACAUGACAGAUGCACUACUUUGGAGGCACAUCACGAUGCCUUUAUCGCUGCUUGGCAGCACAGUGCACCAAUGUCUCGACAUAAAUCAGCUUCUCCUGACACCUCCACCACAUCGCUCGAUCGGAGGAUAUGUCCAAUCGAUAUGUAUUACGAUCGGGUUUUGGGAGCAUCAAACCCUAAAUGGGGAGGAGCAUCAACGUCACGACACCGCGCAGGAAGCCAAGCGACUGAUCAAGGGCAUCAGAUUGUGCCCCAGGCUUCGGAGACUCGAGUUCUUUCUUGGGGGGGAAUCCGAGCCUGCACAAAUAUUUUUUCACGAGCUUGAGAAGGUUCAUCAAUCAGAUCACAAGGAGGGAUCUGAGCUCUACAUCGAAAUGCCGCCUGCGUUCCAUAGAAAUGAUUACACUGGACCAUCCUGGUGUCCUUCUCGAGCCAUAUAUACCUCUCCCUGGGUCCGAUUGGAGCUCACUCCAAUCAAUUCGUGUGCAGCACAUCAAUUCCAUCAUCCCAUUCCUUCGGCUAACACUUCACUUUUCGGAAUUUUCGAGUGAAGCGAGAGCAGUGAUG